AUGAACAAAACGAUACAGAAUGCCGUCAAGGCAGCUAUAAUCAUCUGCAUCGCCAUUUUAAUCCUCACCCAAGCCUUGCACUAUAAACCUAGGCCCACCAAAACCCUAACAACAACGACUGAACAAAGCAUCACAGUUGAUCACAAAGAGCCCGUGGUUAAACGUCUCGUAGUUGCCAGCUUGAAGGCCGACGACACGACAUGGUUGCAAAAACGUCUCCCCGACUGGGCUGUCUCGCGCUAUGUCGUCGACGACCUCAACUCUCCGCUCACCGUGCCCCUCAAUAAGGGUCGGGAAUCCAUGGUGUACCUCACCUAUAUAAUUGACAACUACGAUACCCUCGCCGACAUCAACGUCUUCAUUCAUUCCCUCCAGUACCAAUGGCACAACGACGAUCCCAACAAAGACGGCGCCACCGUCAUUUCCCGCCUACAACUCCCCCACAUUCGCCAACAAGGCUACGUCAACAUGCGCUGCGCGUGGACUCUCGGCUGUCCCGCCGAAAUCAGGCUCGACGACCCUUCCGAUAAUCGCGAGACCACAAGUCACUUCCGCCAGGCUUUUCAGGAACUUUUCCCAGAGCGCGCUGACAACAUCCCUACCAACGUCGGCGCGAGCUGUUGCGCGCAAUUUGCAGUGACGGCUGCAAAGCUCAGGGAGAAACCAAAGGCUGAGUAUGAGCGUAUUAGGAACUGGGUCAGGGACACACCGCUUGCGGACGAUGUCAGUGGACGUAUCAUGGAGUACUCGUGGCAUAUGUUCUUCGGUAUGCCUGACGUCCAUUGUCCGGAUGCAAGGACGUGCUAUUGUGCUGUCUUUGGUUUGUGCGAUCUGCAGAAUUGUGCCCAAUGGGGCUGUCCGACUCAGUAUCAGCUUCCGCCGUUUUCAACCAUGCCAGAGGGGUGGAAGCAGCUGGCGGAGUACGAUAACAUUUGA
Molecule: messenger RNA, 936 nt
Organism: Cyphellophora attinorum
Lineage: Eukaryota; Fungi; Ascomycota; Eurotiomycetes; Chaetothyriales; Cyphellophoraceae
Exons: 1
Coding region: 1-936 (311 amino acids)
Source: RefSeq, a predicted model, not a curated record